Messenger RNA from Glycine soja, 1678 nucleotides. Its product is annotated as transcription factor MYB24. The transcript is spliced from 3 exons. Lineage: Eukaryota; Viridiplantae; Streptophyta; Magnoliopsida; Fabales; Fabaceae. Bases 320 to 1378 code for a protein of 352 amino acids. The record is from RefSeq and is a predicted model, not a curated record.
UUCCACAAAACCUUAACUGGGCCACCAUAUGUUACACCCUCCACAUUAAAUUCACCACCUCAGUGUACACUCACUUCUGCUUCUGCAUCAUAUCAUCCAUUUCUCUGUGCUAAGUUUGCAUUCUUUUCAUUGCUAUUUAAUGCAACCUCUUUGUGAGUUCGGGCUAAAAGCUAGAAACUAGAGCUAGUUUUCCUUUGUCCUCAUUAUCUCACCUUUUCUUUUCACAAAUAACAUAAAAACUGAUAUUGUUGUUGUGUCCAUUGGAUGUAUUAGUACUUUGAGACUAAAAAUUCAGAUAGGGAGAGAAAGAAAGAAAGAGAUGGGGCAUCACUCUUGCUGCAACAAGCAGAAGGUCAAAAGAGGGCUAUGGUCACCUGAAGAAGAUGAAAAACUCAUCAACUACAUCACAACUUAUGGACAUGGUUGCUGGAGCUCUGUCCCAAAACUUGCAGGCCUUCAGAGGUGUGGAAAGAGUUGCAGAUUAAGAUGGAUAAAUUAUCUAAGACCUGAUUUGAAACGUGGAAGUUUCUCUCCUGAAGAAGCAGCCCUCAUUAUUGAACUCCACAGCAUUUUAGGGAACAGGUGGGCUCAGAUAGCCAAGCACCUACCUGGAAGAACAGAUAAUGAGGUGAAAAACUUUUGGAAUUCAAGCAUAAAGAAGAAACUGCUUUCUCAUGAUGUUAUUCCUUCUUUAGCCACAUUUUCUGAUUUUCACAGCCCCGGCAAUAUUGGUUCCAUGGAAAGUUUAUUCCCUUUUACUGCAAACCCUAAUGUGAUCCUAAACUUUCAUCAUCACACAGACCAGCUCUACCUUCCCACCACACCAUCUUCAAUCCCACAAGGUUUUGAUCAUAUUAAUAAUGAUGUUAAGUUAGACAUUAACAAUUACAAUGCCAACAAUUUCCUUCAUAUUCAGAAUAUUCCAACACCAGAAAUAGUACUACCAUCUUCCAAUGAUCCAUCCUCUUAUAAUGACACAUGGUCAUUGGAUUGUGUGGCUCUGCAUCUCAAUCCAAAUCAAGAAAAUCAAAUUACCAAAAGUGAUGAUACCACUUUACAUUAUGUUGUUGACAAAUUCAUCAACCCCAUGGUAUUGCAGCAAUAUGAAGGUCCAUUAGUAGAACCAAUUGUCCCAAAAGUCAGUAAGAGCAUUGAGGAUUAUGUUUGUAGCAUCCCAUACUCAUCUACUUCCCAGGAACAACAUGAGGCUACUACAACAAAAUUUCAGUGUUAUCCAGAAGAUCUAACUGUGGCAGCAAAUCAAUUAGAGUACGUUGAUGCCUUCAUGUCAUCGUUGCCUUCUUCAACAACUUCAUCAUCAGCAUCAAGCAACCAAAUAGUUUCAAACCUUAUUAUUCCUUCAGGAUGGGAGCCUUGAAAGUUGGUACUAUUUAUCAAUAUAGAUAUAAAUUUAAUUUUAUCUAUUUAUAGUACAUUUGAUUUAACGGGGGGAAUCUCUUUAAUGAUCAAUGAGCUCAAUUAUUUCCAUGCAUUAAUUAUUUCUUGAACUUUUGCACAAAAGGUGUAGAUUUUUUCUUGUUGGUAAACCUGAACCUUGCUAGUUCAGGCGCACUUCUAUUAAGCGAUGCUUGCUGAAGUUCCAUAAAUAUGUCUAGGUUUUUUUCACAUAUUUGUCACCUAAUACUAUAUAUAUGAAUUAUUGAUGCAGAGCUACAUA